This is a messenger RNA of Ascochyta rabiei, 732 nucleotides long. RefSeq names its product Vacuolar protein sorting-associated protein 21. The record is from RefSeq and is a predicted model, not a curated record. NCBI's taxonomy places the organism in Eukaryota, Fungi, Ascomycota, Dothideomycetes, Pleosporales, Didymellaceae. The transcript is spliced from 3 exons. Gene Ontology annotation, molecular function: GTP binding; GTPase activity. The coding region runs from base 1 to 732 and encodes 243 amino acids.
AUGGCGGACGCUUCCGCGCAACCAAAGCCCAGCAGCAGCGUCAAGCUGGUGCUGCUCGGCGAGGCAGCCGUCGGAAAGUCCUCGCUGGUCAUGCGCUUCGUCAACAACGACUUCCAAGAGAACAAGGAGCCGACGAUAGGAGCCGCCUUCCUCACACAGAAAUGCAACCUGCCUACCCGCACAAUCAAGUUUGAGAUCUGGGACACCGCCGGCCAGGAACGCUUCGCCUCGCUCGCGCCCAUGUACUACCGCAACGCCCAGGCCGCUCUCGUCGUCUACGACAUCACAAAGCCCUCGUCGCUCACAAAGGCCCAGCACUGGGUCGCCGAGCUGCACCGCCAGGCGUCGCCCGGCAUCGUCAUCGCCCUUGUCGGAAACAAGGCCGAUCUGGCCACCGAGGGCGGCGAGGAGAGUGCAGAGGACGCAGACGCCGCGCCGGCGGUCGAGGGUGAGGAAGCUGCAGACGCGGACGGCACCGACGCGCGGAGAGUGCCCAUCAAGACGGCCAAGGCCUACGCAGACGAGGAGAGCCUGCUGUUCUUCGAGACGAGUGCGAAGACGGGACAGAACGUCGCAGAGGUCUUCACAGCCAUUGCAAACGCCAUUCCUGAGACAAGCCUGAAGGGCCCGCGUGGGGUCAGCGGCCAGACGAACCUGGGCAGGCAAGAGGACGCGCGCGUGAAUCUGGGGAGUGCCAGGACUGAGGGUGCCAAGGAGGGCUGCGCGUGCUGA